Molecule: messenger RNA, 786 nt
Organism: Peronospora matthiolae
Lineage: Eukaryota; Oomycota; Peronosporomycetes; Peronosporales; Peronosporaceae
Source: the annotation of a GenBank genome assembly
AUGACGACGCCAAUUAUAGCGACAGUAAUCACAUCAUCAGAAGCUGACGCGACGUAUGCGCUCGUCGAGGGGCGACAGGACAUUGCUCGCUUACAGCAAGAGUAUCGCAUAUACGGCUCCUCAGAAGGACCGAUUGCGACUGCACGUUCAGCACCGACACGACUGCGCUUGGCCCUGGAAGAGGUAGCAGUCGGACUCACGAAAGGGUUUCUCCGCCUUGAAGUAGCCACAAACGCGUUAAGUAACAAUGCCAAUAGUACUAGUACGAGUAGUGAAAGUAGCUCAGUGGCCACCAGUGACAAGACGAGACAGGAACUGAGUCCAGUGGACAUUAUACAGGAAAUAACUGGAGAUCUGAAUCGCAGAGGACCUCGUGGCAGCAAGUCGAGACUCGCGCCUCGACGCCGUGACCGUGUACGGGUUUUUCGGGAUCUGUGGGAACGAGGUUACGUCGUGACUGCUGGCUCGAAAUUCGGUGCUGAUUUUCUCAUCUACAAAGAUGAUCCCAAGCGUGCUCAUGCUGAGGCUUUGAUUGUGGUGAAAGCGUACGAAGAAGAGUUUGCGCGCGUGGAUGUUGUGAGCUUCUGUCGUGUAGCAAAGAUGGUGAGGAAGCAGUUUCUGUUUGCGAGCGUGCGAUCGAAUGGAGAUAGCGGGGGGGACGACGGCGACAAGGACGAAGAUAGAGACAGUGAUGUGGCUGUAGACAGCGUUGUGUACGUUUCCUUAACGCAUGCGGUACUGGUCUCGCGCCAUCAAGAAAGGAGCGAAGAAGGAGCAAUGUGGUGA